Molecule: messenger RNA, 460 nt
Organism: Paramacrobiotus metropolitanus
Lineage: Eukaryota; Metazoa; Tardigrada; Eutardigrada; Parachela; Macrobiotidae
Exons: 3
Coding region: 45-413 (122 amino acids)
Source: RefSeq, a predicted model, not a curated record
AAAAAAUCCGAAGCUCGUUAUUUUGGUUAUAUUCACUGGAUUUCAUGACAGUGCUGUAUUUAGUCUCCAUAUUUCGCACGCAGCCAGAUCUGUUUACUGCCUGGGCACCACUUGCCGGGGCAAGCUUGGUUUCAGCGACUAUCCGGACUUUCGUCUUCGUGAAACUAAACCGCAAAGCUGCUAAACUGGCGGAUAUCGUAGCCGAUCGCAUCACUAAAGAACCCUAUGGAAGUUACAAACAGAACGCAGUUAUAUGGCUAAUGGUCACAGACCGACGACAUAUUGGAUUUGAUGUGGGAGGACUGGUGCCGAUCAACUCACGCUUUGUGCUUGGAAUAUCAGGGGUUCUGGCAACGUACAUCAUGCUCAUGUGGGAUGGAGAGAGGUCUUUGGAUUCGAGUGCCGCAGGGUAAACGAUUCUUUGCUGUAUGCAGUUGCAAGUUGACCGUAUAGAAUCAGC